ACAGCGUGGACUCAGGACUGAGGCCGUGUGACUGCACCUCCACAGAGGCCAGAUGUGUGCAGCUGCCUGAUGGAUGCUGGGCUGCGUCUCCCCGGUUUAGUCAAAGAAAAUUUCUCGACACUGUGACAGAAAACACGAGGAUCAUGCCUCGUCACCGCAGAGGAAAGAGUCUCUCUGACGCCAUCACCCUGGAACAGGCCGAGGACGGAAGUCUGUUCAUCUCCAGCAUCAACAACGAGGAUUCAGCUGAUCGGCGUCUGGAGAGAGGGGAUGAUGUUUUGGGGGCAACGAAGAUAAUGGAGCCGUUUGAUGACAAAGUCGGAGUUCUCAGCAGGAGCAACCUGAGCAAGAGCCUCGGGAAUCUGGACGAGUGCGUAAACAAGAGUCCCAAGACGAUGUUGAAGGAUUCCUACAACAAACUCUAUAAUGCCAAAAUCAAGAAGUUUAUGAAGGAUGAUUUGCUUGGUGCUGAUGAAGGUCGUGAGAACGGCAAACCAACUGCUGCCGGCUCAUCCAAGAUUGGCCUGAAACACGACAUGGACCUGCCUCGCCUCGGAGUGGACUUUGGACUUCUGAAAUCCAACAGACGCAAAACAUCAGAAUCUGAUUUUGACGCUGAUUCAGAAUCUGAUGAUGCAACACUAGGUGGCAGCAAUCUGAAUCUCCCACCGUUGGGUCUCGGUUCGAGAGGAGCCGCUCGAAGUGGAACUCAGGCACCAAGAAUGACGGUCGAGUCCAGAAGUCCGCAGCUUCACGCUCCAGACUUCCAUCUGAACACCAACAGUCCAUCGGUUGACCUGUCAAGACCUCAGAUUGGACUGGAAGGUAAAGGAACUUUUAAAGCUCCAGAAAUAGGAGUCUCCGGUGUUGGUACCCCUGAAAUGGGGAUGAAUCUUAAUCGUGGAAAUAUCACUGGUCCGUAUUUUAACGCUAGCGUUCCCAAAGUGGGUUUUGAAGACGAAGACAAUGAAUUCAAAAUGCCAAAAUUCAAUCUGCCUGACCUGGGUCUCUCAGGACCUUCUUUAAAUGGAACAGAAUAUGACCUGGAGAUACCAGAUGUUCCUUCACAUAAAAUCAAUGUCAAACAUUCCAAGAAACUGAAAAAGACAAAUCGAAAUGUGGAUGAUUUUUCAGGUUAUGCGGAUUCACCUACACUAAGGCUCUCUGGGAGAUCCCCUGACUUAGACCUAGAAAUGCCCGGUGCUAAUGUUUCACAGCUCGAUCUCAGUGGACCAGACCUUGAUAUGCCCUCACAUGGAUUCAAAACGUCGUUUCAAAAACCAAAGAUUGAUCUUAAAUCUCCAGGUUUAGAUUUGGAUGCUCCAGCUGGUAAAUUCACUUCGCCCAAAUUUGGAUUCUCGGGGAACGGUGAAGCUAGAAUGCCUGAUCUCAAAACACCGAAAGGUGAGAUUCGCGCACCUGACGUAAAUCUACCCAAAACUGACCUGAAGGGUCAGUCUGGAAAAUACAAAGCUCCCAGAUUUACAAUGCCCCAAUUUGAUUUACCAGACAUUCAAGUUCCAGAUUUUAAUGAAAACUUCGAGGGACCAGAUAUGCAUUUGUCUGCACCGAAUCUCAGAGCUGGAAUUGUAAACCCAAACGUUGACUUAAAUGUGCCCUCGGCCGACAUUUCAAGUCAUUCUGGAAAAAUCAAAAUGCCAAGCUUUGGGCUUCCUGGGCAUAAAAUGAAAGGCCCCGAAUAUGAGUUAAAAACUCCAGACAUGGAUGUUUCUGCUCCCAAGUUUAAAGGAGGCAUCGAUCUGCCCAGUGUUGACCUCAAAAAACCAAAGCUCGACAUCCAUUCCCCUGAUAUUAAUGUGCCUGCUGGUAAAUUAGACCUUGAUGCAGAUGUUCCCUCUGGAAAAAUGAAAUUACCAAAAUUUAAGCUCUUCGGUACGUUGCCAAAGAAUAAAGAUGUGGAUAUCAACGCAGGGAUUAAAACACCUGAGCUCAAUCUAAAAUCCCCGAAGCUAAAAGGCAUCGAUGCUCCUGAUGUGAGUUUACCAAACAUGGACCUCCAUGCUCCAGAUGUGAACAUUGGUUCACCCAAAGGCAAAUUCACUAAGCCAGGGUUUGACAUUGAUACACCUUCACUUGAUCUGAGAGGCCCAAGGUCAAAGCUGGAAAUGCCUGAUGCUGAUAUUGGAGGUUUUUCAGGAAAAAUGACGACGCCAAAUUUUGGAUUGUCAGGACCGAAGAUGAAAGGGUUUGGUGGUGAGGUAAAUCCUCCAGACUUUGAUCUUUCAGCCCCCAGAUUUAAAGGUGAUAUCGGUUCCCCAGAUCUGAAUUUACCUGAGAUGAACUUUAACAAACCCAAACUAGAUCUUUCUGGCCCAGAUUUUCCCUCAGGUAAAUUUAAAGGACCAGCAAUAAAGAAACCAAACUUUGACCUGAAUGCUCCUGACAUGCACAUUGACGCUCCCAAAGGCAAAUUACAAAUGCCUAAAUUCAACCUGUCCAGCACAAUGCCAAAGGGGCCAGAUUGGGACGUAAAUGCAGAUCUGAAAUCACCAGAUCUGAAUUUUAAAUCUCCAAAGAUAGAGGGGGGAAUUGGCACCCCUGAUUUGGACUUUCCAAACAUGGACCUUAAAGCCCCCAAGUUUGACGUUAAAUCUCCAGAUGUCAACAUUGGUUCACCCAAAUCAAAAUUUAAACUGCCCAAAUUCAAGAAACCUAAAUUUAGUUUUCCAAGUCUAAAAGGACCUGAUAUCAGUGGUAAUGGCCCAGACAUGGAUAUCAGUGCACCCAAUGUCAACCUCAAAGCUCCUAAAGCUGAUUUUGAAAUGCCAGAUUUUAAUAUUUCUGGUCCGUCUGGAAAAUUCAAAAAGCCAAAUUUGAACCUGCCUAACUUGGGGCUGUCUGGUCCAAAGUUAGAUGGCCCAAACUUGAACCUGAAAUCCCCUAACCUAGAUCUUUCUGGUCCCGACCUCAGUGGUGGGAUAAAUGCACCAGACAUAAACAUGCCCAAGGUUGACCUGAAGAGCCCCAAACUGGAUUUCAAUACUCCAAAACUCAACCUAGACAUGCCUUCAGGUAAAAUGAAAAUGCCAGAGCUUCAUGCUCCAGACUGGGAUGUWAAUGCUCCCUCGGGAAAAUUGAAAAUGCCUAAAUUUAAUCUUUCAGGAACUUUACCAAAAGGACCAAAUAUGGACAUGAAYGCAGAUCUGAAUGCACCAGACUUGAACCUGAAAGCUCCAAAGAUAAAGGGUGGAUUUAAUGCCCCUCACAUGGACCUGAAAGCUCCUAAGUUAGACAUGAACACUCCAGAUGUCAACAUUGGCUCACCCAAAUCAAAAUUUAAACUGCCCAAAUUCAAGCUGCCUAAACUUAGUCUUCCAAGCUUAAAGGGGCCUGAGAUUGACGGACACUUGGAUGCCCCAGAUGUUGAUGUGAAUGUACCCAAUGUCAACCUCAAAGCUCCUAAAGCUGAUUUUGAAAUGCCAGGUUUUGAUAUUCCUGCUCCAUCUGGAAAAUUCAAAAAGCCAAACUUGAACCUGCCUGACUUGGGGCUUUCCGGUCCAAAGUUAGAUGGCCCUAACUUGGACCUCAGAUCACCUGACCUAGAUUACGCUGGUCCCAGCCUUAGAGGUGGGAUAAAUGCACCAGACAUAAACAUGCCCAAGGUUGAUCUGAAGAGCCCCAAACUGGACUUAAAUGCCCCAAAGCUCAACCUAGACAUGCCAUCAGGAAAACUAAAAAUGCCAACACUGCCAAAACCAAAGGCAGAGCUUCAUGCUCCAGACUGGGAUGUUAAUGCUCCCUCGGGAAAUUUAAAAAUGCCUAAAUUUAAUCUUUCACGGCCAAAUAUGGGCAUGAACGCAGAUCUGAAUCCACCAGACCUCAAUUUUAAAUCUCCAAAGAUAAAGGGUGGGAUUAGUGCCCCUGACUUGGACUUACCAGACAUGGACCUUAAAGCUCCAAAGUUAGAUGUGAACACUCCAGAUGUUAACAUUGGUUCACCCAAAGGAAAGUUCAAAAUGCCAAAACUGAAAAUGCCCAAAUUUAGCUUCCCAAGCUUAAAAGGACCUGAGAUUGAUGGAAACUUCGAUGGUCCAGAUGUUGAUUUAAAUGCACCAAAGGUCAACCUCAAAGCUCCUAAAGCUGAUUUUGAAAUGCCAGAUUUUAAUAUUUCUGGUCCAUCUGGAAAAUUCAAAAAGCCAAAUUUGAACCUGCCUAACUUGGGGCUGUCUGGUCCAAAGUUAGAUGGCCCAAACUUGAACCUGAAAUCCCCUAACCUAGAUCUUUCUGGUCCCGACCUCAGUGGUGGGAUAAAUGCACCAGACAUAAACAUGCCCAAGGUUGACCUGAAGAGUCCCAAACUGGAUUUCAAUAGUCCAAAACUCAACCUAGACAUGCCAUCAGGUAAAAUGAAAAUGCCAGAGCUUCAUGCUCCAGACUGGGAUGUUAAUGCUCCCUCGGGCAAUUUAAAAAUGCCUAAAUUUAAUCUUUCACGGCCAAAUAUGGACAUGAACGCAGAUCUGAAUCCACCAGAUUUGAACCUGAAAGCACCAAAGAUAAAGGGUGGAUUUAAUGCCCCUCACAUGGACCUGAAAGCUCCAAAGUUAGAUGUUAAUACUCCAGAUAUUAACCUGGGUUCACCAAAAGCAAAGUUUAAACUGCCCAAAAUGAAAAAGCCUAAAAUUGGUCUACCGGGCCUAAAAGGACCUGAGAUUGACGGCGGUUUAGACGUCCCAGACGUCAACCUCAGAGGGUCCAAACCUGGGUUUGAAAUGCCAGAUGUUGACUUCGGUGGCCCAUCUGGAAAAAUCAAAAAGCCACAUAUGAAAAUGCCUGAUGUGGGUUUUUCUGGUCCAUCGGUAGACUUCCCAGAUGUCGAACUUAAAGCUCCAAAGUUGGAUAUGAAUGCUCCAGAUGUCAACAUGGGUUCACUUUAUACAGAGGUCAAAAAGCCAAAAAUCAAGACACCGAAAAUGCCAAAUGUUGAUAUAAAUGGAGACCUGCGGGGACCUGAUCUGAAUAUCCCACAUGCAGGCGUGAAAGGUCCAAAUGGAAAAUUAAAAAUGCCAAGUUUAAAUGCACCAGACCUUAGUCUCUCUGCACCUAAGGCAAAAAUACCAGACAUAAAUCUUUCAGCACCUAAACUCAGAGGCCCUCGAAUAAAUGCACCGGAUAUAAAUCUCCCAGAUACAAAUUUCAAAAGUCCCAAAUUCAACCUCAAUGCAAAGCGGCCCGAUCUCGGAAUCGAUGCUAACAUAGGCCGACCUGACAUGAACUUUAAUGCCCCUCAAGUCAAAGGAGGAAUAAGGAGUCCAGACUUUCACAUGAAUGUUCCCUCUGGAAACUUCCAGGGUCCUCAGACUGAUCUUGAUCUGGCAAACAGAAAAUAUAGACUCCCUGCUUUAAAGCCUCCUCAGUUUGGAAGCCCAGAUCUGAAUCCUGUAGCAUCUGAUUUUGGUACAUCUGUGAGACCAGCAAAUCUGGGCUUUUCUCCUCCGAAUGCAAAACUGAAUGUAAAACCAGUUGAACUGAAGGGGGACUUCUCAGGGCCGAGGGUUAAUGCUCCAAACAUCAACCCCCGCAUUCCUACAGCGGCUCAGAGGAGUCCAGGGCUGAAUUACAAAUAUCCAGAUCUUAACAUUGAUGAUCCUUCACUAAAUUUCAGAGGACCUUCUUAUCAGAACCGCAGAUCAGACAUGUCCGGUAUGAACAUGAGGAUUCCUGAUCUGGACAUAGAUGGAGAUGUCAGACUUCAUCACAGUGAUAGAAAGUCACACAGAAACACACUCCACAGCUUCCCUGUGGCGGACGCAGGAUUUGGCCACGAUGUUGAUUUCCACCGUUCAGAUCUCAACAUUGAUGAUUUCACAGGAAAGGAUCACGUACUUAGAGCCAGAGGUUUGAAACUGGACAUGCAGGCCUCACAUAACUACAGACAGCGGAUCCCCCCAUCAGGUCUCGAUAUUGACAUGAUGGACUCCGUACACACUAGGAGAGUUCCAGCUAGUGACAUGUACAUGUAUUCACAACAGAGAACAGUACAACGUGAAUUUAACGCACGAGAUCCAAGAAUAAAAGUACCCGACAGUACAGACGGAUACUACGUCACUUCUUUCCCCACUCACGCACAAAAUCAAAAAAUGCCAAAUCGUAAAUAUAACACACUCGGACGACUUGACUUUCACCCAGGAAACGUGGAACUUGAAGUUCCAAAUCAAAACGACCAGAAAGGUUCUUUCGUUUUCGCUGACCUCGUGUAGGUUUUGUGCUUCCACAAGGGACAGCAACACUUUCUGUUAAUAUGCUUUUUGUAUUGGGUGAAUUUUUUUCAGCCACUUACGAUGUGUAAUGAUUUAUAAUUUUUAUCGAAUGUGUCAUUUUGUACUUCAUUUAGAUUUGUGAACAUAAAGCAAAGAAAAAACACAAAGUACAUUAUAAUGCAGUAUUCUUGCACUUCUGUUGUGUGUUUGUAUAAGUUACAACCAAAGAUUGUAAAAUCUCUAAAUCUGUGUUUUACUACUGAUGUUGAAAGUCGAGGAAGAAAGUAUUUAACUUGUGUUAAAAUAUC
Molecule: messenger RNA, 6526 nt
Organism: Paralichthys olivaceus (Japanese flounder)
Lineage: Eukaryota; Metazoa; Chordata; Actinopteri; Pleuronectiformes; Paralichthyidae
Product: neuroblast differentiation-associated protein AHNAK
Biological process (GO): regulation of RNA splicing
Cellular component (GO): nucleus; costamere; cytoplasm
Source: RefSeq, a predicted model, not a curated record